Molecule: messenger RNA, 2277 nt
Organism: Cyclocybe aegerita
Lineage: Eukaryota; Fungi; Basidiomycota; Agaricomycetes; Agaricales; Hemipholiotaceae
Source: the annotation of a GenBank genome assembly
AUGUCUUGGCCCGAUAAUGCACGCUCUUUGAACCCAAACCACGACGUGGACACGACAACGACGACCAACAUGACUUCCCAACUCACCCUACGACCCAAAGGACACUUUGGACCUGGGUCUAUCGAGGUAGAACCGCCCGCACGGCCUGGCGAAGGCGGUGCGCGUCGCCUCGCGGUGGAGAGGGAAGCUCUCAUAGAGCGGCCUGCGAGUGGAAUUGACACGAUACCUGAUGUCAUUGCCUACGCAGCACAAACGCACGGCAAAGAGAAGGCUAUGGGCUGGCGGGACAUUAUCGACAUCCACGAGGAGAAGAAACUGGUCAAGAAAGUCAUUGACGGGAAGGAAGUCACGGAGGAGAAGACGUGGAAGUACUUCGAGCUCAGCGACUACAAGUAUAUCGACUACGUUGAGCUGGAGGGGGCCAUCAGUGAAGCGGCGAGAGGUUUGGUCGAGCUUGGUGUCGCCAAGGGCGAUGUGUUCGAUCUCUUCGCAGAAACGAGUCCGAAUUGGCAGAUCAUAAGUCAUGCCUGUUCGACGGUCUCAACCACCAUCGCCACGGCAUAUGAUACUCUAGGCGAAUCAGGUCUCAAACACUCGCUCAACGAGCCCAAAUGCGUGGGCAUCUUCACGAACCCUCCCCUGCUCAAAACUCUUCUCAAAGUCCUCCCAGAGACCCCUUCCGUUCGCCUCGUCAUCCAUGACGGCACCCCAGACGCCGCUCUCGUCUCCCAGAUUCGCUCUCUUCGCUCAGAUAACCCCAUCACCGUAAUGCAUAUCGACGCUGUCCGUGCCCUCGGACGGCCGCAGUCAACGUCCACACCCGCCGAUCGCAAGCCCACACGAGACACCCUCGCAUGCAUCAUGUACACGUCUGGCUCGACAGGCUCUCCGAAGGGCGUCUGCCUCACGCACGCGAACCUCAUCUCUGCUCUCGGCGCUAUCAACCCCAUAUUCGGACCCCACAUCGCACCUGGCUCGCGUUAUCUGGCCUAUCUUCCCCUCGCUCACGUCCUGGAAUACAUUGUCGAGCUGUACGCUGUGUACGUAGGCGCCACAUGUGGCUACGCACGUCCAAAGACGUUAACAGACGCAAGCGUGCGUGGGUGCAAGGGCGAUCUUCGUGCGUUCAAGCCUCAUAUCAUGCUCGGAGUGCCUGCCGUUUGGGAGACGAUGCGCAAGGGGGUUGUUGGAAGGGUGGAGAAAGCAGGUUGGGUGGCAAGCAAGGCGUUCUGGGGCGGACUGAGGUUGAAACGGUAUGCUGGCCCGUGGAUACCCGGUGUGGACUGGCUUGUGGACAACCUCUUCCUGGGAACGGUGAAGGAGGCAAUGGGUGGGGAGAUGCGGUUCGCUGUCAACGGCGGCGCUGCUAUCAGCCGCGAGACGCAGGACUUCUUCAACCUCGCGGUGAUGCCGUUGACUCAAGGUUAUGGGCUUACUGAAACGUGCGGAAUGUGCGCGCUCCUGCCGCCCGAGCUGCUCUCUGUUGGACCAGUCGGCGUCCCUGCCCCGUCGGUGGAGAUAAAGCUACUCGACUGUCCCGAGAUGGGCUAUUUUUCUUCGACGGACUUGUCCUCAACUUCUACAACAUCGCAUCUACCUCAAGGCGAAGUGUGCAUUCGCGGACCCUCGGUUACCUCGGGUUAUUUAAACCGACCAGACUUGAACGACGACGAAGAGAUCUUCACGAAGGACGGGUGGUUCAGGACAGGCGAUGUUGGUCAGUGGAAUGAAGAUGGAACAUUGAGCAUCAUCGAUCGUCUCAAGAACUUGGUGAAGAUGCAAAGUGGCGAGUACAUCGCUCUCGAGCGGCUCGAAUCUAUCUACAAGACCUGCAAGCUGGCCACCAACCUCUGCCUCUACGCCGAGUCUGACAUGCAACAGCCCAUCGCCAUCGUCUGCCCACGCGAAUCCACCCUGCGCCGAGCACUCAAGUCAAACGGCAACGGAAAGGCGAAACCUAACGGCACCGCGACACCACCCACCGCCACCGAGCCUAUUAAUAUACUUUUUGAGGCGUCUUCAAAGUCGGCCUUCGCGGAGCUAUGUGCCUCGCCUGCCGCUCGAAACGCAGUGCUUAAAGAGCUGCAAGCUAUCGCGAAGAAGCAAGGUCUUGCGCGAGCGGAGAUCCCGAGUGGGGUCGUGUUGAGUCCUGACGAGUGGACGAGCGCGAAUGGGAUGGUCACUGCGGCGGCGAAGGUGAACCAAGCGAAAGUGAGGAAUAGUGGAGCGGUGAAGGGCCCAUUAGAGGAAAUGAGAAAGCGCCAGAGUGGGAAUUAG